Messenger RNA from Nannospalax galili (Upper Galilee mountains blind mole rat), 6356 nucleotides. RefSeq names its product serine/threonine kinase 35 (gene Stk35). Bases 115 to 1812 code for a protein of 565 amino acids. Gene Ontology annotation, molecular function: protein serine/threonine kinase activity; ATP binding. The transcript has 4 exons. Gene Ontology annotation, cellular component: cytoplasm; autophagosome. The record is from RefSeq and is a predicted model, not a curated record. Gene Ontology annotation, biological process: autophagy; peptidyl-serine phosphorylation; positive regulation of autophagy. Lineage: Eukaryota; Metazoa; Chordata; Mammalia; Rodentia; Spalacidae.
UAGCUCUCGCGUUUGUAAAGGAAAAGGGCUUCUGAUACUCAGGCUGAGCGAAUCGCGGGAUUUUGGCGCGUAUUUUUUUGUGGGCUGGGUGUUCUGGCCCGUGAUUGGUCCCGGAUGCGCCCAGUCGCUAGAGCUCCGUCGACUUCUGCACAUAGGCGGCGGCGCAGCAAUCGGCUGGCCUCCCGGGGGAUGGGCCACCAAGAAUCUCCGCUGACCCGAGCAGGGGCGGGAGGUGCUGCUUACAUAAAGAGGUUACGUAAAGGGCUCAGCUGGCGCGAACACGAGGAGGACCGAGGGAACCUGGAAGCACUAGCCUCCCCCGCGAGCGCCGCUGUCACCACCCGAGCAGCGCCAGAAUCUGCAGUACGCCGGCCCGGGACCUGCGCCUUGCGUCCUCCGCCGCCACCGCUGGGCGGACAACCCGGACCCGGAACCGACCGUUCUUGGGCGCGGGCUCCAGGGGGGAACCGAGCCGCCCGGAAGUGGCACAGCGCUGGCCAGAUCUCAAUCCAGGGUACAGCUCCUCAGCAUCCCGGGGCCAGGCGGAGGGAUGAGGCAGGGGGGGCUCUGGCGGUACCGUUGCUGCUCCCCCAGCCGCCUGCAGCCAUGGAAACGGGAAAGGAGGACGGCGCCCGUAGAGGUACACAAAGCCCGGAACGGAAAAGGCGAAGCCCAUUGCUGCGGGUGCCCUGCGCGAAGCUGAGGCCGGUGGCCCAGGCCAUGAAUCCAACGGCGACCGAGGCCCCGGACGAGGCCUUCCUGGCUCGGCGGCGGCCAGAGGGCGGAGGCGGAGGCCCUUCGCGGCCCCGCUACAGCUUGGUGGCCGAGAUCGGGCGCGGCAGCUACGGCGUGGUUUAUGAGGCAGUGGCUGGGCGCAGUGGGGCUAGGGUGGCGGUCAAGAAGAUCCGCUGCGACGCGCCCGAGAACGUGGAGUUGGCCCUGGCUGAAUUCUGGGCCCUGACCAGCCUCAAGCGGCGCCACCAGAAUAUUGUGCAGUUUGAGGAGUGCGUUCUGCAGCGCAACGGGCUAGCCCAGCGUAUGAGUCAUGGCAACAAGAACUCACAGCUGUACCUGCGCCUGGUGGAGACCUCCCUCAAAGGAGAAAGGAUCCUAGGCUAUGCUGAGGAGCCCUGCUAUCUCUGGUUUGUCAUGGAGUACUGUGAAGGUGGAGACCUCAAUCAGUAUGUCCUAUCCCGGAGACCAGACCCAGCCACCAACAAAAGCUUCAUGCUACAGCUUACAAGCGCCAUUGCCUUCCUGCACAAAAACCACAUCGUGCACAGGGACCUAAAGCCAGACAACAUCCUCAUCACAGAGCGGUCUGGCACCCCCAUCCUCAAAGUGGCAGACUUUGGACUGAGUAAGGUCUGUGCUGGGCUGGCACCUCGAGGCAAAGAGGGCAAUCAAGAUAGCAAAAAUGUGAAUGUGAAUAAAUACUGGCUGUCCUCAGCUUGUGGCUCAGACUUCUACAUGGCUCCUGAAGUCUGGGAGGGACACUAUACAGCCAAGGCGGACAUCUUUGCCCUGGGCAUUAUCAUCUGGGCAAUGAUAGAAAGAAUCACUUUUAUUGACUCUGAGACCAAGAAGGAGCUCCUGGGGACCUACAUUAAACAAGGGACUGAGAUCGUCCCUGUUGGUGAGGCGCUGCUAGAAAACCCAAAGAUGGAGUUGCACAUCCCCCAGAAACGUAGGACUUCCAUGUCUGAGGGGAUCAAGCAGCUCUUGAAAGAUAUGUUAGCUGCUAACCCACAGGACCGGCCAGAUGCCUUUGAACUUGAAACCAGAAUGGACCAGGUCACAUGUGCUGCUUAGACUUCAGGGCUGAACGUCUUGGUGUUUUAAAACUAGGUCGAUUCUUCAGGACCCACAGUCUCAUCGUGUCUCAAACAGGACAGCAGAGGGUACAGGUGGUGGCCUGGCUGGUGGCGAUCUCCUGACAGCUGGACCUCCCACAAUGUGAAGCUUUGGCUUGAGUUUCCCGGCUUUUAGUUGUGCUCCCCCUUUCUGUCUUUCCUUUUUUAUUUUUAUGUAAACCAUCGAGACUUCUGAAGAACAGAAGGCUGUGCUGUGGACAGAUACCAUGUCUUUAAGAAUAUUGAAUAUGGACAAAGCUAUGUAUAGACUUCACUGUUAAUUUCUUGAGUUAGGAAGCAAUUUUGAUUUUAUAUUUCAUCUUUCCUAUUUUCUUUCUUACACAUCUCAGUUUUGCUGUAGCAUCUCACUUCCCAGAGAAGUUCUGUCUCCCCAGAGAGUUUGGUGUUUCUCCUGAAAUGCGAUAAGAAGACAUAAGGAGGCAGCUUCCAAGCCACCUCUCUACCAGACGUGGGAACUGUUGGACUCAUUGGUGGGCUGGUCCUGGCCAGAACUCAGGCCUCAGGAUCAAAGAUGAAGAACCACCUGGAAGAGGAAGACCAGGGUUUGGCCAGAAGGAUUCCAGAAAGGAGGCCUAAAUCAUGAGUGUGGUUCUCUUUAAGCUCUCAGGAGCCCCAGGCCAUGCCAGUACUGGUACUUGCUUCCCUCUUCAGCUCUUUCCAUCUGGGGCCCCAAGGAAGGAGACAGUGAUCAUUCCUAUCACUCGGGGAUGAGGAGCCACCCGCUGCACUUUCAUGAGCCUACCUUCUGUUAGGAUUGUUGUGCCAAACCUCUGCCUAGACAUACUGGGUCUUCCUUGGCUACUGUCACUGCUAUAAGGCCAACACCCUUCACCCCUCUACCUCCUGGAUCAUCUUCCCAGGUGUGUUGCAAAUGUCCAGCCUGUCACAGAGACUCCCCAGACCCUAAGAUCCAGUUGUAACCGUUGCAGAGUGCCCUCAGCUGCCUGCUGUCAUCAUCUCCUCCCAGUGAAAGGUGUGCCCUGUGAGCUUGGUGACACACAUUGUCAAGCACCAUCUCCCUUACCCCAAGGAACUUCAAGUUAGGUGCCCCAUUUCUAUGUAAAUCUUGUCUGAUGGGAAGAGAAAGGACCUCUUCUGAAUGGGGAAGUGUGAGGCAACCCAGGAUACCCCAUGUGGUUAUUAGGGGCUCAUAUGGAGGCUAGCUACUUGAAAGCAUCUCCAGGCUAGGUCCCUGAGACCCUGCUGCCUCUGCCUCGCCUCUUGGCAGUGCUCUUGCAACCUCCUGUGGGAAGGCACCCUCCCACAAGCUCUGCUCAGACCCCACCACUCACUGUUCUGUUGCCCUCUAUCUCUGUGUACCUUUGUUUGGUUCUGAAACUUUGUAGGCUUUUCACUGUGUUCUGCCACAUGGGAUGGGAGUCUCUGGACAAGGAAAGGUAUUUGUGUUCAUUCUUGUUUUUCAUUCUUAGAUGAGUGUAGAUGAAUGGGGAGAUAGUUGGAAGGCAUUUUGUUAAUGUAGCCAAAGUCCCUCCCCUCCCCCCAGGCAGUAGUCCCUUGGCCCUAGAGUGUGGGAAAGGCCAGUACAACAUUGAGCCCUGCUGGACUUUGUCCACUUCCAUUCUUCUAGCCUUCUCUUAGGCCCCUUAGCACCAAAGUUUCUCUUCUUGGCCAGAGGGCAGCUGCUGUUCCUAUAGGCACAAGAGUGCAGGUGGUAAAUCAGACCCUUACCAUUACUGAAACUUGAUGUGCUAGCAUCAGUUGUCUCUUUGUCUCUGACAUUAGCUUUCUGAGACUGUUCUGAGUGGUGGCUGGGAGGGUAGAGACAGUACAUACCCUAAUUGCAAACCAUGGUCCAUCUCUACCAUAUCAUCCUGCUUAACUGGGGGUUGCUGUCUCAAAGGACAUGAGCAAAUGGGAAAAACAGUCUCUGAGCUUGGUACCCCAACUUCCCUUGGCUGUAGUCCCUGAUGUAGACCUAGCAAGUCACUUACUCUACCUGUCAUUUUUCUCUGGCUCUUCCCUAUCUCUUAACUCUAAGUAAGACUUGGGUUUUAGUACUUCCCCUUGUUACUGGUGUCAGUAUUCCCUGUAGGUUACAGGUACCACCUAUAGGUGGGUGGCCUUGCGAGGGGCAGCCUGCUUUACUUUAUCUGUACUUUAUCUUCCAUGACUCCCAGCCACUUUUGGCUGGGUGAUAGCACCUCUUUCCCUGGCUCAAAUGAGGGCCAGGUUUUGAGCCCCAAGUGCCUGUUCCUGCUUUUUCCUCCUUCCCCUCUGCUGUCUGUGCUGUCACCUACCAGCCAGAUGGAAAAAUUGGCCCUGUGUACAUGCUGGCUCUGGUGACCCCUGUAUUCUCAGAGCCCAGCUCAGUGUCUGUCUUAGAUUAGUUUACUCUCUCUAACUUUCUUCCUUCUGCCUCUUUGUGGGUCUCAGGUCUGCCAGUAGCUCUGUGGGGCAUCAUCUCAGGCACCUCCCGGUUUGUUAGACCUGUCCAUGGUCUAGAUGUUUUCAGAUCUUAUAACAACAGUUGGUCAUUCUCUUGGGUGUGAAGAUUGCCUGUUGGGUGACCAUCCUGGCCUUAGUCCUCUGUGAUCACAGCUCAGCUCCUGCCUGGUCAGUGAGAGGAGCCAGCAGGACAGAUCAUAGUGCCUUAUUCCCUUGUCCUUCCCUGGCCAGACUCCGCUGAAAGCAUGUGGCUGUCGUCUUUAUCCAUUUUUCACUUGUAUUAAGUCUCCCACCUGCAGAUCGCCAUAGGGGAAGGAAGACUCAGACCAUAACCCCCUCCUGUGGACUGUAACUGGCCACACAUACCUCCCACCUGCCUCUGUGGUCCUCACAACGUCCUUAGACCAGGACAGAACACUGCUGCUGCCCACACAUCUACACUGCCUUGGUCCCUCCCUAUUCUUACCUCUAGCUAGGAAGACACUGACUGCUCCAUUUAGACUGGCUCCAUUUAACCCUGUUCUGGUCACAGGAGAAUAGGGUUCAGGUGGUAGCCUCAUCUUGCUCUGGGGGCAUUAGGGAAGGGAGUGAGGAAUCUGUUCCCACCCUGUAGAAUUUGCCCCUUGGCUGCCUAUCUGAGGGAGUGUUUUAAAUGUUUACUCAAGAAAUACCCUGUUUACAGCUGGAGGAGAAAUGUGCCCAUACUGGGUAGAGAUCUGACUGGACAGGGCCUGGCCUCCUCUGUGGCACUGCCAGUGGCCCUAGCACUAAGGUAGGGAAGCCUGGAGUGAGCAGAGGCUCUUUACUUACUCUGCUCCCUGACCCUGUGGUGCUAAGACCACUCCCCACCUUCCUCACAGCCGCCUUCACCCAACAUUCCCCACCUCCAUUAUUCCUUUCCUCCAAGAUUCUUAGCUCCUUGACCUAUCACUUGUCUCCCACCCUAGAAUACCAGUGUUUGCAGCAAUAAGAUUAUUGUUUUUGCUUGUGUCUUUUUUCCAAGACUAGGAAAAGCGUUAGUAUUUUGGGAAUCUUUAUGCUAUUGGCUGUUUACCAUUUUAGAAGAAACAUAAAAGGAUGGAUGAUGUUUGCGUUAACUUUGGGGUAUCUUGGAAAUUUGGGAAGAGUAAGAGUCCAGCUGCUAUCCUCUAAGGAAGGGAACUUAACUGCCCUUCCUUUGGUCUGUACCACCCCUCCCACACUGCCACCAAGAGCUCUUCCCUCCUUCGGUUUUGUUCCCUUGCCCUUCCUCCCACAUCUGGGGACACUAGUGACUAGGUGGAUGUUUUGUUAGCCUUCCCCUUGACUAGGUUCUCACUCCCUGGCUAGCAGCCCCGGACAGAUAGCUGCUGGGAGUCUCUGAGGACUGGCUACCUCAGAAUUGACUAAGUUGGGAUUAUUCAGCUCUCCAGGCCAGCAGACUUGGGGGUGGGGGGAGGGGCAGGAGACUGAGGUACUGCCUCUGUCAUACAGCCUUCAGGUCCCUUUGAGAGCAGGAAGCCUUGUCUGGAAAUGUGUUCUGGAAGGUGAACAUGUAGGUGCAACGUAGCAUUGGCUGGCACCAGCAUCUAUGACCAUCACUGAGGGAUGCAUCCACUGCCAUUGGUUGCCUGGGGCCUCUAGGAUUGCAGAGUGUACCAGAAGACGCCUGCCACUUUUUCCCAGGCAAGAUCAUAGGAAGGAAGAAGGGAACUGGGGGAGGGGGGGGAGCAUUUUAAAAUUAUGCCCCAGGGGCUGCUUGCCCUCAAAACUGGAGGGUUCAGUUAUUUAAUGCUCAGUGUGGGUCAUACUUGGUUGUGGGGGAGGUUUUAAGUCGGGCACAAAGGUAGUUUCAAAUACUAGUUGAUCUAUUUUUCCUUACUUCUUUUUUGCACAGAAGCUGGUAAUAUAGGACCUACGUGUGAACAACUUUAUAUGAACAUUUUUUGUACUUGGUUUACUUGGGUUGGUAUGAUACAUUAUAUUUAAGUUCUUUGAACACUGUGGAUCCCCCUAAUGUGUAUGAAUGACUGGAGCUUUGUAAAUUAAGGGACGUUUGUGUGAAUAAAGUUAUUUGAUGGGGUCAAAGAAGCCAUA